AUGGAUUACCAGUCUCUAGACCUAUCUGAUCAUUCUCAGGUGUACAACUACCUCACAUCGCUCAAUUUGGUGUUGUCCAACCCGCAAGAUCAGAUUGAAUUCCAGGUGCAAUUGGACCAGUUGGACGCCAUAUUCAAGUCUCUCGAAGAGUCCGAUAAACAAGAACAGAAACAUGGGUCGUUAGCCGUUUCCAAAAUGCUUGCACGCAAUUUAGUUGUGGUACUUUCUGAACUACCUCUGAAAGUCUACGACUACACAAACGGCCUUCUCAACUAUAUCAAUCUUAACGAUUCAGGGACUCUUGCUGUGUCUUCGACGGCUGCUAUAAUCCUUCUCACCGACAUAUUCGAGUCUUUUCCCGCUUCGUUAACGUCCUUGAUCAAUUUUAGUGCAACACUGAUCUACAAGAUUCUCAAAAAGAAUCCAACCAUUAGCCCCCAUUUGGUAAACUUGCUUUGCGUGGUAACCAAACACGCUACAAAAUCCGAUCUUGACGUGAAAUUCCAAGCAAAACUUUUAAAAAUUGCAACAAAAGCCCUCACACUGCAAUCAGUUGCCGACAAUACGACCACCGUCUCCAUAAAAAAGAGCUACACCCUACUCCUCAAAAACUUGCUCAUCUUGUCCGUAACAACCAACUAUGAAACUUCACUCGCCAUGUCAGUAUCGGGUUCCUCAAAACUCAAAGCAGAAUCCAUCAUGUCCACCCAACAUCAGUUCCAAUUGACACUUCUUGAAACUCACAAAAAAACGAUACAGCUCGGAUUCACCAAUUACUAUAAGGAGAUCCGAAUAGCCACGGUGGAACUUUUGGCUCAUUUGUUGCUUUCUUUAGUAGACACAGGUAAAUUCAGCCCCGUCGAGUACUUGGUGGGAGAAUACCCUCUUCCAAAGCUCAACACUUGGCAUCCCUCCUUGAACCACGAGGUCGACUUGGAUGGAGAAAAGGUCCAUGGACUCAGAAAAGAUAAAAAUUCGUUACUUGCAAGAAACAGCGAACUGAUCAUAGACGAUGAUAUCUCUCUAGGUUUACUAGGAGCAGGAUAUGUCGAAACAUUGAUUUUUUUCGUUCAGUUACAACAAUUUCAAAACCUGGAUUACGUUUCCACCAAUAUAAUUGCUAUAUUGGAUGCGGUGCUAAGCAAGUUUCGCUGUCUUAAUGACGUUCCCAAUCAUAUUCAGGACAAGCAAUGGAACACUGUUUUAGACCAUUGGCUAAGGGUGAUUGACUUUGUCCACGGGGAAAGUGGAUCCACUAGCCAGGAUCUCUUCAUGAGGUAUGUUUUUCAGAAAUUUAGCAUGGAAUCAAUUGAAGAGACAUCGAAGUCAGAACCCAAAAAAGAAGGUGCACGCUUUACAUUGAUGAGAAGCAAAACUGUUUCAAAAAGCAAGAAGAGAGAUGAGUCGGAGUCAGGAAUACUUCCGUUUCACAAUCCAUACACUUGCAGGCUCCUACUAUACAUCAUAGAAUUGUUGAUUCCUUUCGGUGUUAAUUUUAAUUCGUUGGUUCAGUCACCAGAUCAGGCCGAGGAAGAACAAUUGACCAAAAAUUCCUUUCUAAAUGAUCUUCUAUUCAAGUUGAUCAUCAACAGCAACGACUACAUUCGUACCUACUCGCUCAGCACUCUACUCAAGUAUGGCGCUACCAAUGAAGUGGAAAUUAAUCCUUUGGUACUUCGUUCUUUCGAAGGAUUGACACAUGAAUUUUCGGCUUUAGACACUCCUUCUACACAUGAGACAGCCAGCGACGAAAAAGACAAUGUCACACGUUCACUCUCGAUCAAAAUUCUCAGCUACUCGUUGUUCCUACUGUCGUUGAUCAAACAAACAGAUUCAACACUUCUACUGAAUUCUGUUGUGGCCAAGAUGUUGGGUUUCUGUACCCAGAAUUUGAAGCAAAAUACCACCCUGUCAAAAAAGAAUAUUUUGAAAAAUUCAUCGUGCUGGAUCCUUUUAACCUCGCUUGUAACGUUGUACAAGGACUCCGAAUUUGUCAAAUUGAAUUCAUCACAGUUUCUUGUGUUUUGGAAAAGUCUCUUAACUUCCCAAUUUAUGGGUCUCUCCAAAGACGAAAGUGAUGGCCCAGAAACACAAAAAGAAGUAUUAGGAAACUUACGCUUGAGAAUUCAUAGUUUGGGAUGUUUGCUCAACUACAUUGAUUCAGCCGAACUUACCCCAGAAUCAUUGAAGAACCUACACUUUCUUCUCACAAAGUCAUACAAUUAUUUGGCAUACCUAGAGAGUAACUUGGGCGACAUUGGUGCCGUUACUAAUUUUUCCAGCACCGAGUUUCAGGAAAGCAACUACAAUCCAAACUUGGUCAGCAAUACGCUCUUCUCAAAUCAUUUGUUACUCGAGACUGCUUCUAUUGAGAAUGUGUUUGUUUCGCUCAUACUUUACUCCAAGAAAAUCUUGCUUCGGUGCUUCAAUAAGCUUCUACCCUUACUCAAAAAUGAUGUCAAUUCCAGCAUGGUUGUUUUCUUGAUUAGGGUUUUCAGCGACACCAAGAUUUUCUCUCGCAUUCAAAAUAUCGAGUCGAGAGAGAAAAGCAAAUCGAAGUCAAGGCAGGAUAGAAGGACAAUCCAGGAUAAAGAGCCAUCAUUUGUCCCACUAAGUGAAGAGUAUAACUAUUCAUUUGGCGUUACCAGUAAACUACGUCCCUUUACUCCUCACUUGGACAUGAUAUUACUACCUAAUGAUAAAGAUUCUCGACCAUUGUUGGAAAGCAGUAGCUAUGAUAUCUUGGACUGGAUUGACAAGCUCGAGCUUAAUGUUUGGAAGCUGGUUGACAAUAGUGUGAAUUACGACCCUAGUGUUUUUCUUCAUGGUGACUAUUCGGCUCAGGAACAGUUUCUGACGAAUCUCCUAACUUCACUUGUCGACUACUCUAUAGAAUUGCUCCAAUCUGUGUUUCCUCAAUUGAGCUUGAAGAUCCAACACUCUUUGUUGGAGCAGAUCAGAGGGUUCAUCACUGCCAAGGAUGUGGAUGGGUUGCGAUCAAGAGCCGCUAGCAUCAAUACUGUUGUAGCUUUGCACGGUUUAGCAGCAAAUUAUUUCGACAAGGGAAAAAAGCUUGAUGGUCGUUUAGCUGAUGCGAUUGUUCAAAUAUGUGAGGUUGUGAAUACCGAAGAUCCUUCGAUGUUACUGCUCAUUACAGAAACAAUCGGCCUAGCAGUAUCCAUAUCCGUAACCCAGAAAACAGAGGAAUUGAUUGCCAAGUAUAUCAAGGUUAUUGUGAACGAUAAUGACCCCAUUGCUCGAGCAAGAUCACUAUUGAUUCUCUCCAAGAUUUACCAAUUCACCGGUCGGCAAUUUUCAGAUGUUUAUGGCGUCGUCAGUCAGUUGUUGAACGAUCCUCAUCCCAUCAUCAACCAUUUCAGCUUGAAAUCUUUGGUCAUUUUGAGUUCUGGAAGAGAUCUCCGUUCCAGAAACACAGAAAUACUACACCAACUACACGAGUGCUUCAUUAAAGACGACUUUAACAAUACUUCCAGCAAAGCUACUUCAAACAUGAGGUACCGGUUCCCGUCUGUUCAUCUCGCUGCCAACAUUUGUGAGCAAAUUGUAACAUCUUUUGGCCCUGGUUUGCACGAACUAGCGAGCGACUCGAAGGACCGUCUUGUUAGUUUGGUUGUGAGUAUUAGACACGGCAUCAAUGUUGCUUCUCAGCCAGAUGCAAUCAAAACCACCAGCAACUUUCUCUCAUUAUUACUGGAGUUGGUGAUUUUCGAUCAUAACUUUCUCUACAAGGAGCUCCUGUUUUUCACUAACUUUCUCAAUCUUAUCAUCGCUCGAAACUUGAAAACGGGUGUUGCAACAACUCCUUUAACGUCGUUCAGCGAAGAGGCUUUGUUCUCCUGCACAACUAGUAAGGCUCUUUACGAGAAAGCUUGUGGCUGUUAUGUACAAUUAUUCAAGAUUCAUGGCAUCAAAUCAUUGUCCAAGGAAACUGUCAAGCUUCUUUGGAUAUCUAUGAACUGCUUCGCCUGUGACGACCUCAAGCUACUCACCAAGCUUUGGGUCGAGUCCUCAUCUGAUAUUGAUUGGUUUGCGGUUCUCAACUCGCUAUUCAGAUACUCGUCCAAGAAGCUUCAGGGCCUGUUUAUGGAAAUAAACUACCACCAAAAGUUACUUCCAUUACUGCAAAGACAAAAGAAGGCUAACCAGCAUGUUGAGUUUCGGGAUGAAGAGAUCGAGAAUAUCGUUGCAGAAGGAGAUGAGGAUGCUGAGAAAAGCGAACCUAUCUCUUGGGAGUUCAGACUUCACAUUUUCGAACUAUUGAACCAGGUACUUCUUCAAGCAAAGACUGACGACAAAUUAUUGAAUAACUUGAAGAGUCGAAUUCAAGAUCUUAUCAAGAUAUCCUUCUUUGGUUCCACUGCCCCAACCAGUGACAUGCGACUCAAAGGUAUUGAAUUGUUGGAUCGAACUUUGAAGUUGUUUGGUCAUAUGGCAGACCCACUUUACCCAACUGUCUCUAUUUUGGAACAGCAACAAGCCCAAAUCAUUUCGGCAUUAAUGCCAUGUUUCAGCGCAGAUAGCGAUUCCAAAGUUCUCUCAGAAGCCAUCAAUGUGUCUUCAAAGUUCAUCAACCUUCCGUUGAUCAAAUUUUACUCCAAGAAGAGGAUAUUGAAUACCUUGAUAUCGUUGUUGGAGGAGAUUUCAUCAAACAAAUUCAUCAGAUUCACGUUUUUGGAAAAUAUUUCGGAGUACGGAAGAAAAUCGAUCCAGCUUUCUAUUCUCAACUGUUGGGCUCACUUACAGAUCAAUUCCGAAGAGGUGAAUGAUGCAGAAGGAAGUGAGUUGAAAGAGAUUCUCGAGAAGUAUUCCAGUAUUUUGGUACCGCUUUGGAUUCUUAUUUUGAAAGAAUACUCUCAGAUUAAACAUUCUGAGCAUGCAUCGAAAGAGCUCGCACUCUAUAACAAUUACUGGAUUAACUUCAUUAGUGUGUUGAGUUUGCAGUUGGAGUCUAACUCAUCAAAAAUGAACGAAUACCUCGGAGAGAACGAGUCAAACUUCUUCUUCAUUUUGUUCAGUUUGAGCGUUGAAACUCUCGUUAGAAACCAGAACGUGUCAGAGAUAUUAUUGUGUUUGACUCGCUUGUUCAAGAACUCAAAGCUAGUCGAGCUUCUUUUCGAUAAUGAGAUAUUCUGCGAGUUCAUUGAUCUCAUCGACAGACUCAUCUUGAUUGACCAGGGUGUUGAAGUCGAGUGUGAAAUAUCUGAGAUGAUCUACACGAUUUUCCAAAGUUACUUGAACACAAACACAGACCCAGAAGAGGGCCUCAAUAAGCUCUUUGAGUUGUUGCGUGUGAGUAUACUUCCACUUUUCAAUAUCUUGCCAUUUUUGAGAAACGACUUUGACGUCGAAGAUCCAAAUACCCGCAUGAGACUCAAGAAGUAUGACAGUGGACCAUCGUUGAUUAUCACCGGCACAUUUUUACAGAAGGUGGUAGAGAUGAUUUCAAAGUUUCCAGACAUGAUCAAAAAGGACUUGUACUCCUGUUUGUUGUUCAUCUUUGCCAAGAUCUAUGAGCAAAAGAAUCCGUUAUUGAUAGCGGUUGUUUUACCACAUUUGAAGAGCGUGAUAGUUGAGGUCAUGAAGAUUUCUGAUGAGAUGGUCAAGAGUUUCUAUUACGCUAUACACGACUACUACAACUUUGAAUCCGACAACAACGUCUGGGUAUUAUCGGCGUUGGUUUUGAUCACCACGGGAGAAGUGGAGCAUAAUGAGCAAGAGUCUAUUCUUGUUGCAAAUUCACUUUGCAACAUGAUUGACGAAGAUGAACAUACAACGCUCGCGGUUCAAGCGAUAAAGUCGUUAGUUCUGACUCCAGCAUGCCAGAACAGCUUAGUGCUCAAAAAUAUCAUCCAGACUUUACUCUUGAAAUUGUGGAACGACGAGGAAGCAGUCAGCAAACGAAAAUUACCAAUGGAGCUUCUUUUGGUAUACGCCAAAGAACAAAAGAGAGAGCCCAACAAACUCAAAAUUUUUUACGGUUUACUUGUGCCAUUGUUGCUUAAAUUUGCAAACACAGAGUUGAAAAGUUACGUGAAAGAGCGGCUCAUGGUUCUUCUUAAUAUGGAUGCUGAUGCCUUCAAACAGGCCAUUGGGUCGCUUUCUGAGCAGCAGAGACAGGCAGCAGAGAGUCUCUUGGUGUACAACGCAAACGGCAACUCGGCAGAUCUGGUGAACGAAAUCGAGUUGAAAACGUUUGGCCAAGCAUAA
Meyerozyma guilliermondii ATCC 6260 is the source of this 6228-nucleotide messenger RNA. RefSeq lists its product as uncharacterized. The transcript has a single exon. Bases 1 to 6228 code for a protein of 2075 amino acids. The record is from RefSeq and is a predicted model, not a curated record. Gene Ontology annotation, cellular component: endocytic vesicle; Golgi apparatus; membrane. Lineage: Eukaryota; Fungi; Ascomycota; Pichiomycetes; Serinales; Debaryomycetaceae. Gene Ontology annotation, biological process: retrograde transport, endosome to Golgi; endocytosis; intracellular protein localization.